GAGCUCCAGCUUGUCGACGUGAACUCAAAUCAAACCUGAAGAAGAAGUUCCAGUGUUUGUUUGAGGGUGUGGCUAAAGCAGGAAACUCCACCCUUCUGAAUGAGAUCUUCACAGAGCUCUACAUCACAGAGGGAGGGACUGGAGAGGUCAAUGAAGAACAUGAGGUCAGACAGAUUGAAAGAGCUUCCUGGAAACCAGACAGACCAGAAACAUCCAUCAGACAAGAAGACAUCUUUAAAGCCUCAGCUGGAAGAGACGGACCAAUCAGAAGAGUGAUGACAAAGGGCGUGGCUGGCAUUGGAAAAACAGUGUUAACACAGAAGUUCACUCUGGACUGGGCUGAAGACAAAAGCAACCAGGACGUACAGUUCAUGUUUCCCUUCACCUUCAGAGAGCUGAAUGUGCUGAAAGAGAAGAAGUUCAGUUUGGUGGAACUCAUCCAUCACUUCUUCACUGAAACCAAAGAAGCAGGAAUCUGCAGGUUUGAAGACUUUAAAGUGGUCUUCAUCUUUGAUGGUCUGGACGAGUGUCGACUUCCUCUGGACUUCCACAACAGUGAGAUCCUGACUGACGUCACAGUGUCCACCUCAGUGGACGUGCUGCUGACAAACCUCAUCAGGGGGAAACUGCUUCACUCUGCUCGCCUCUGGAUAACCACACGACCUGCAGCAGCCAAUCAGAUCCCUCCUGACUGUGUGGACAUGGUGACAGAGGUCAGAGGGUUCACGGACCCACAGAAGGAGGACUACUUCAGGAAGAGGUUCAGAGAUGAGGAGAAGGCCAGGAGGAUCAUCUCCCACAUCCAGACAUCACGAAGCCUCCACAUCAUGUGCCACAUCCCAGUCUUCUGCUGGAUCACUGCAACAGUUCUGGAGAACAUGUUGAAAACCAGAGAUGGAGGAGAACUGCCCAAGACCCUGACUGAGAUGUACAUCCACUUCCUGGUGGUUCAGUCCAAAAUGAAGAAGGUCAAAUAUGAUGGAGGAGCUGAGACAGAUCCACACUGGAGUCCAAAGAACAGGAAGAUGAUUAAGUCUCUGGGGAAACUGGCUUUUCAGCAGCUGCAGAAAGGAAACCUGAUCUUCUAUGAAUCAGACCUGACAGAGUGUGGCAUCGAUAUCACAGCAGCUUCAGUUUACUCAGGAGUCUUCACUCAGAUCUUUAAAGAGGAGAGAGGCCUGUACCAGGACAAUGUCUUCUGCUUUGUCCAUCUGAGUGUUCAGGAGUUUCUGGCUGCUCUUCAUGUUCAUCUGACCUUCAUCACCUCUGGAACAAAUCUGUUGUCAGAACCAACAACGAGCCAGUGGUCCAGACCAUUUAGAAAAAAACCUAAACUGAAUCAUCUGCACCAGAGUGCUGUGGACGAGGCCUUACUGAGUCCAAAUGGACACCUGGACUUGUCCCUCCGCUUCCUCCUGGGUCUUUCACUGGAGACCAAUCAGAAGCUCUUAAGAGGUCUACUGAAACAAACAGGAAGUGGUUCACAGACCAAUCAGGAAACAGUUGAGUACAUCAAGAAGAAGAUCAGUGAGAAUCUGUCAGCAGAGAGAAGCAUCAACCUGUUCCACUGUCUGAAUGAACUGAACCAUCGUUCUCUUGUGGAGGAGAUCCAAGAGUCCCUCACAUCAGGACGCCUGUCCACAAAGACACUGUCUCCUGCUCAGUGGUCAGCUCUGGUCUUCAUCUUACUGUCAUCAGGAAAAGAUCUGGAAGAGUUUGACCUGAAGAAAUACUCUGCUUCAGAGGAGGCUCUUCUGAAGCUGCUGCUGGUGGUCAAAGCCUCCAACACCGUCUUCUCUUUGAAACACACCUGUCCUUGUAGUUCAUCAUUGUGUCCACCAGAGUGCGUCAUUAAGACAACAGUUUGGACUCAUGUUGGACAGAAACUCAUUCAGACUGUUUCUUCCUCCAGGAUGGACCAUGCUGGAGAGCAGAGGUUAAAACCUGGUGUCAGGAAGUAUUCAUGUGAACUGGAACUGGACACAAACACAAUGAGCAGAAACCUCAAACUGUCUGACGACAACAGGAAAGUGACCGGUGUGAGAGAAUAUCAGUCGUAUCCUGAUCAUCCAGACAGAUUUGAGUCCUGGCCUCAGCUGCUGUGUAGACCUGGUCUGACUGGUCGCUGUUACUGGGAGGUCGAGUGGAGAGGAAGAGUUAAUAUAUCACUGAGUUACAGAGGAAUCAAGAGGGAAGGCAUCGGUUCUGACUGUUGGUUUGGACGUAAUGAUCAGUCCUGGAGUCUGUUCUGCUCUGAUGAUCAUGGUUACUUUGUCCUUCACUGUGGGACAAAAACACCCAUCAUGUCCUCUGUCUCUCACAGAGUAUCAGUGUAUGUGGACUGUCCUGCUGGGACUCUGUCCUUCUACAGCGUCUCCUCUGACUCACUGAUCCACCUCCACACCUUCAGGACCACAUUCACUGAACCGGUUUAUCCUGGGUUCCUGGUCUGGCCUGGUUCCUCAGUGUCUCUGUGUCCUCUGUAGGACAUGAAGAGACAGCAGCUUCAGUGGUGGACGAGGUCAAAGCUCAAAUAAUAUAAAAUAAAAUUCAAGGUUUUCAAUCAAAUAGAAAACAAAGUAAAUAAAGAUGGUAAGAGUUUGACUCUUGUUCUGAAGAACAUCAUCUUCUCAUGGAGCCUUUCUGUCCCAGCAUGCACUGCUUCUCCUCCUCCUCCUCUUCAUGCUGCCUGACAACAGCGCCCCCUGCUGCAUGUGAGCAGAACAACACUCAGAGUUACGCACACACACACACACACAUGGAAAAUGAAACACACAUGAGCAGAUUAUGCCAUGAAUGAGGAAGUGUGGUUUCUGCUGUGAUGCAGGUGAAACUGAGUGUGCGUGACCUCAGGAUGACCUCUGUCCUCCUGCUGCUCUGUGAACGACAGUGAAGAACGUGUCCACAGUGACAGGAAACUCAUGACACUCAGAGGGUUUUUGCACUUUCCAAACAUCAUCAGUGUCUGUGGUUUCUGUUUCUGUGGCUUAAUGAAGAAUGACAUUUUCAACAUCAAUAAAAACCACAUCAUAUCACUUUAA
Molecule: messenger RNA, 3041 nt
Organism: Solea solea (common sole)
Lineage: Eukaryota; Metazoa; Chordata; Actinopteri; Pleuronectiformes; Soleidae
Product: NLR family CARD domain-containing protein 3-like
Exons: 3
Coding region: 276-2486 (736 amino acids)
Molecular function (GO): protein binding
Source: RefSeq, a predicted model, not a curated record